AUGUCUAACCGAACCUACAAAGACGCCAUUGCGGCGCUCAACAGCCUUCAGCUGAACUACGCCUCCAUAGAAGCCCUCAAGCUGCAAAAGGACUUUCUGCCCAAACAGCGCUCCGAGCUCUCCAUUGCCGAGGUCUACGAGUACAUCCGAAGAUUGGGCUACAAGCCAGUGGAGUUUGACCGUUUGAAUGUGGUGCACGUUACUGGUACCAAGGGAAAGGGCCUGACGUGUGCUUUUGUGGACUCUGUGCUCAGACAGUACAAGGGGGGACCCUUGCUGAAGAUUGGGCUCUUCACCAGCCCGCACCUCAAGUCGGUGAGAGAGAGAAUCAGAAUCGACGGCCAGCCGAUCACGGAACAGAAGUUUACAAAGUACUUUUACGAAGUGUGGGACCGUCUUUCGACCACCACGUCGCUGCCCGAGGAGUUCCCGCUGUUGCAGCCUUCGGAUACCGUCAAGCCCAUGUACUUCAAGUACUUGACGGUGCUUUCGUUCCAUGUUUUCAUGUCUGAAGGCGUGGACACUGCUAUUUACGAGGUGGGCGUGGGUGGCCGCUACGACUCGACCAAUGUCGUCCAGCACCCCACCGUCGCCGGCGUUACUUCUUUGGGAAUCGACCAUACCUUCAUGUUGGGCAACACCAUAGAGUCGAUUGCGUGGAACAAGGCAGGUAUUUUCAAGCAGGGCUGUCCUGCGGUUGUUUCCGAGCAGACUGAGUUCCCCGAUCUGAUCAGCACCGUCAAGGAAGUCGCCGACGAGGUUGGCGUUUCGCUGUUUGAGAUCGUGGACUCCUCGAUCGUCCCCACCGAUAUCAAACUCGGUCUUGCGGGCGACUUCCAGCGCCAGAACGCCGCUGUGGCCGUGAAAUUGGCAGACAUCCACCUCCGGAAGCUUGGAGUGCCUGCCGCCGAGUUGCCCAACUGGAGCGACUCUUCCUUGCCAGACAAGUUCAUCCAGGGCCUUGAAAACACCCGCUGGGACGGCCGUUGCCAAAAGCUCACGAACCAGGACGGCUACGAAAACAUCACUUGGUACAUUGACGGCGCCCACACGCUAGAGUCGAUUCACGUGGCGCUGAAGUGGUUUACGCAGAGCAUCACCAAGCAGAAACAGCGGCCUGGAGCCCCCAGAAUCCUUUUGUUCAACCAGCAGUCGAGAGAAAACGCCGGCGAGCUUCUUGCCAAGCUCCACGAAAACCUCUCCGAAAACAAUGUGAAGUUUGACCAUGUCAUUUUCACCACCAACAUCACCUGGUCCGACGGAAGCUACAACAGCGACCUUGUCUCGCUCAACAACUCCAAGGAGCAGGUGGACAAGUUGGUGAUCCAGAAGGAGUUGGCGGAGAAGUGGGCCGCCUUGGAAAAGGGCACGGCGCAGACGUCACGGAAACACAUUUUCCCUAAUAUCGAAACGAGUCUCAACUUCAUCAAGAGCUUGACCAACGACGACCACCACGUGGACGCUUUUGUGUGUGGGUCGUUGCACUUGGUGGGCGGGUUCCUAGCCGUGUUGGAAGGCGAGAGAGACUGA
Messenger RNA from Candidozyma pseudohaemuli, 1530 nucleotides. Its product is annotated as tetrahydrofolate synthase. Gene Ontology annotation, molecular function: ATP binding; tetrahydrofolylpolyglutamate synthase activity. Gene Ontology annotation, cellular component: cytoplasm; cytosol; mitochondrion. Gene Ontology annotation, biological process: tetrahydrofolylpolyglutamate biosynthetic process. Lineage: Eukaryota; Fungi; Ascomycota; Pichiomycetes; Serinales; Metschnikowiaceae. The transcript has a single exon. The record is from RefSeq and is a predicted model, not a curated record. Bases 1 to 1530 code for a protein of 509 amino acids.